UCGAAGAAGCGUCAAUGUUAAAACAGGCUUAACACGUAUUACCUCCACCUUUUCGUCAGUUUCUUAUAUUACUUUCACUGGCAGACUAUUCUCUCAGUUUAUACCAAUACGUGUUAACGAAGGUGUCGACGUACCGCGGCGAAGAUGAAGAAUCUAAUGAUCACAAUCGUUUUGAUUCACUCCUGCUUGGGAGAUGUAUCACAUCUUUUGCCAGAAUAUUCAACGACUACUACAACUCCACCACCACCCCCAAGACCUUACAAUUUUAAAUAUCAGGCAGGACGACAUCCUGGAAACGUUGAUCGAGUUCAUGAAGAAAGUGGGGAUGGUUCUGGACACGUUCAAGGGUCUUAUUCUUUCGUCGAUCCUAAGCAAAAACUACGAACAGUACAAUACACAGCCGAUGAAACUGGAUUUCAUGCAUCCCUAAUAAAUUACGAGGACACGAUUGCCCAACCUGUUGAUUCUGAAGCGGUAAAACUCGCUAAGGAGAAACAUAUACGACUUUACCAAAAAAUCGCCGAAGCAAAUGCUCAUGGCGUUCCGGUAAAUCUCCCAAGGGAUUCUGCGAGUGUGGGUAGAGCGAAGGACAGACACACUCAGCUUUACCAGAAAAUCGCCGAGGAACAUGCCGCGAUUGCCGCUCAAAGAGAGGCCGAACGACUAACUUACGAGGCCACUUCUGUUGUUAACGAUGUAAAUCCAGAUCACGUGUACUGACCUUACAAUACACGUUCAUAAGAAUCACUUUAGAAACACGAUGACGUCGAGUGUUAUUUAAAA
Habropoda laboriosa is the source of this 783-nucleotide messenger RNA. RefSeq names its product cuticle protein 7 (gene Cpr57A). The record is from RefSeq and is a predicted model, not a curated record. Gene Ontology annotation, cellular component: extracellular matrix. The coding region runs from base 145 to 720 and encodes 191 amino acids. NCBI's taxonomy places the organism in Eukaryota, Metazoa, Arthropoda, Insecta, Hymenoptera, Apidae. The transcript is spliced from 4 exons.